AUGCAAGAUUAUCGUUCAGAUAUUCAGGUCUUGGCACGAGCCCACCAGUACCGGCUUCAUCCCUUUGCACUGAAAGGCUUGUCAGAUUAUCUUUCUAGUCUUGGGGGCGACGGUGAAAAGCGACGAGAUGUGCUCCGUGAGCUCUUUGCGUACCUUCACAAGUUAUGUGCCACAGACCGUUUUGUUGAUGAAGAAAAGAUGCGAUCGGCUAUAGCACAGCAGUCGGUCAGGGAACGAGGAGCUACAGAAAGGGAGGGUGCUCUUUCCACUGUUUCUGUGGCGCUGAAAGAUAUACCCCACGUUUACAUGGAUGAACGUACAGGUGAGAUGAAAGUGCAGCCUGUAGCGCACGAUGGCAGCCGUUUUACGGUGUUGCGUCAACGGUAUCUCUUUGCUCGGCGGAGAUGCCAACGAAGUGGUUUGUUCCGGCGCGACAUGAGCAAGCAAUCGCUCGAUCGUGAUCUCCCACCACUACUUCCAAGCAUUGCGCUUGAGGGAAUCCAGCCGUCAGAACACGUAGCAGUGCUUGGAAUGAUUAUUAAGCGCCUUAAUGAGACGUAUCUGGAGGAUUUGCAUGGACAAUUGAAACUAAACUUUCGGGCGGAUAUGCGUCCUCCCGUGGGGAUGCUGGGGGAUGGCUUUUUAGUUGUUGUGAGAGGGCAGUGGUCCAAUGGUGUUCUUGUUGCCGCCAACAUUGAUCUUCCUCCCGCUGAGAGACGUGAGGACACGCUACGGGAUAUGGGUGCGGAUUACGAUCUUUUCGGUCACAGACCUUCGGACGUCGUGGCGGCUCUCACCCAGGAAAAACAAUCACUUCGGUCUGUGAUUAUUGUGAUGUCGCACAUUCACCUGGACCAGCAGGUGACAAUGAACAGACUGAUCAGUUUCUUCAAGGAGAUGCAAAAACGGACGGAGGCCGAGCUAAUGGAUACGACUUUGGUUAUGGUGGGGGAUUUUUGUUCGGCGGCUAUUCAUUAUGACGACGUCUCUCACCUCCCUGAACCAUUUGAAGGCUCUAACCACUAUAAAAUCCUUAUGGAUGGCCUUGCAACGGUGAUCACAACACAUGCGCCUAGUGUUGCUCAACACACGCAGGUUGUCCUUGUGCCUGGCCCAAAUGACAUCACAGGCCUUCUUGGUGUUUUGCCCCAGCCUCCUAUUGUGAGUAUUUUUGGGAAAACAUUACAAGCCCGUUUGAAGAAGGUUGUUUUUGCUCCUAAUCCGUGCCGUUUGCGUUUUUUUACGCAUGAAAUUGUAGUGGCUCGCCGCGACUUUUUCCGAUUGCUGCGAGAGAGCGGUCGUGUGUUUGACUGGCCCAGUGCGAGUGGUCCUGCGUCUAUCAACUCUUUUGAGAGUGUUGCAAAAACCGUUUUGGAUGAGGCCCACUUGGCACCAGAGGUGAGGGAGAACGUUCUGUGGAAGGCAGAUGAGGCCCUUCGCUUGACAGCGCUUCCGCACCUGCUCGUCCUAUGCGACAGCACAGAGCAGUGGGAGUGCACGUACAAGGGAGUACACGUCGUUAACCCAGGUUCCUUUUCUCUCGCUGCAACAUUUCUGUGGUACACGCCUGCGGACGGUGAAUGCAGCCUCAGCAGAGUAGAGCAGUAA
Molecule: messenger RNA, 1608 nt
Organism: Trypanosoma grayi
Lineage: Eukaryota; Euglenozoa; Kinetoplastea; Trypanosomatida; Trypanosomatidae
Product: DNA polymerase epsilon subunit B
Exons: 1
Coding region: 1-1608 (535 amino acids)
Biological process (GO): DNA-templated DNA replication; error-prone translesion synthesis
Cellular component (GO): epsilon DNA polymerase complex
Molecular function (GO): DNA binding
Source: RefSeq, a predicted model, not a curated record